AAAAAAUGGCGUCUUCCACACGAAAAGAUGUCUCUACUAGCGAUGCCGUAGGACUCAAUAUGCGAAAAAUACCGCCUCUAAGAAUUGGGGAUAAAGUCAGAUUAGUAACAUGCCUAGGCAGCGAAUUACAAGGAGAUGUGGACGCCUUUGAAGAAAAGACCAAAAUGCUGGUCUUAAGCAAACAAUCACAAAAUCGUGAAUGGCGGGAUGUCAUGAUUGUCAACCUAACAAAGUUACGUGAGAUAGAUGUCAUCGAAGAUUGCGACAAAUCCCCUCCAAGCUUACCUGAACUAAAUCUUGAGGGCAUCGAUCAACGGCUUCAAGAAGCUAUUGAAGAAGGAAAAAUAGUUCAUCGCGAAGGUAUCUCUAGAACAGGAGCAUUAGUAUACGCAGCUAUAAAGAAAAAAUUUGAUGUAAAAUGGAAAGGUAAGCUACUUUGCGCUAUAGAUGAGUCUGUGAAAAUCCGUGAGCCUUACGGUAUCAAUGACUGCUCUGGAAAUGAACAAGGACUUAAAAUUAUCCAAAAAGUUCUCAACGAUUUCUAUUCUGGACAAACCGCUAAUAAGGAUGGUGAUUAG
Messenger RNA from Trichoplax adhaerens, 578 nucleotides. RefSeq lists its product as hypothetical. The transcript has 4 exons. NCBI's taxonomy places the organism in Eukaryota, Metazoa, Placozoa, Uniplacotomia, Trichoplacea, Trichoplacidae. The record is from RefSeq and is a predicted model, not a curated record. Bases 6 to 578 code for a protein of 190 amino acids.